CCCACUGACACUAGCGCACUAGCUUCUCAGGACUCUCUGUCUGCGUUUCCAUGUAAGAGCUGAUGUGUACAGGAUUGUUUGCUGUAACAUAAUUACUGUGUGUGGUCUUGCACGUGAUACACGAUUUAGGUGUCUGGAGUUUACAGAAGAGCUUCAAAGAGUCAGAGAUUCCAUAAUGUCAUCAUUCAGUAUCCUUGCUUCAUUGCCGGAGGAUCAUUUCCAGUGUUCGAUCUGUCUGAACAUCUUCAAUGACCCGGUUACGACACCCUGUGGUCACAACUUCUGCAAGACCUGCCUCAGUGGGCACUGGGACAGGAGUGAUUUAUGCCACUGCCCGAUGUGUAAUAAAAGAUUCCACGUGAGGCCAGAGAUCUCCACAAACAUGGUCAUUGAGGAGAUUUCAGUCCAAAUAAAGAAGAGGAAACUUGAUAAACCUGAAAGUGCUGAUGCACCGUGGCAGGUAACGUGCGAUGUGUGCACAGAUGCAAAGUGCAAGGCCCUGAAGUCCUGCCUAGUGUGUCUGACGUCGUACUGUGAAGCCCACCUGGAGCCUCACCAAAGAGUUCCCUCCCUGAUGAGACACAAGCUAAUGGACCCGGUGGAGAACCUGGAGGAGAGGAUGUGUGAGAAGCACGAGAGGAUCCUGGAGCUUUUCUGCAGGGAUGAGCAGGUGUGCAUCUGUCUGCUGUGCAGCGAGACAGACCACAUGUGCCACGAGACGGUGCCUGUUGAAGAAGAAGGGGCUCAACAGAAAGAAAAUAUUGAUUCCAAGAAAGCAGAGAUCAAAAUUAUGAUUGAGCAGAGAAUGGAAAAGAUAAAGGAAUUUACAGAGUCUUCUGAAAUAAGUCAAGAAAAAACAAAAAAAGAGAUUGAUGAGAGUGAUAAGCUCUUCAAUACUCUGAUGAAUCAUGUACAAGUGACUCACACUAAACUGAAAUCAAACAUCGAGGAGAAGCUCCGAAAAUCACAAGACAAAGACGAAGCGAUGAUUGAAGAGCUGCAGGAGGAGAUCACACAACUGCAGAGCAAGUACUCUGAGCUGGAGGAGCUUUCACAAAGUGACGAUUACCUUCACCUUCUGCUGACGUUGCAGGCCCUGGGUAAUGUAUCAGCCACCAAGAACUGGUCUAAGAUCAGGGUUUACUCAGACCUGUGUUUGCAGACGGUGAGGAGAGCCAUGACUCAUCUUGUGGACACUUUUCAAUCCGAACUGAAAACUCUGACAGAAACGGAACUGACUAGGAUGAGACAAUACAAAGCAUCAGUCACCUUUAACGCAGCUACUGCUGGCUGCUGCCUUGUGGUGUCCGAAUUUGGGAAACGGUUGAAGUACUGCAGAACUGCAAGCCCCUCAUUGUCUGAUGACUUGGAGAGGUUUGACUGUCCCAUGAUCUUGGGGACGACGGGCUUUAUCUCUGGGCGUCACUACUGGGAAGUUCAAGUAGGCCUGAGAACUGACUGGGAUGUUGGUGUUGCCAAGGAAACAGUACCCAGAACAGGGAAGAUCCCUCUGAAAAGAGAAAAUGGCUUCUUCGCCAUAGGAAAGAGGGGUUUAGAUUAUCAAGUUCAUUGCACACGCGACACGGCCCUUCACCUUUGUCCCAGGCCAAGAAAAGUAGGAGUGUACGUGGACUAUAUGGAAGGCAGAGUCUCUUUCUAUGAUGUGGAUAGGAAGUUGCACAUUCACUCUUUCACACGAGAGUCUUUCAAAGAGAAACUGUUCCCGUACUUCUAUCUGUACGGCAGAUACAAGAAAUCGGAGCCUUUGAUAAUUACCUCUAUGGAACAUCAGGUAUCUGUUUUUUCUCUCUGGUCCUCCCUCCAACAAGCUAAAAAUAACUCAACAGUAUAAAUUUGUUGCAAGGUCAAACAUCCAAGAAGGUCCUCUAAGAUUAAACCCUGUAAAAUCCACUGAAUGAAUGAUUGUCCGCCCCACCUGCCUGUUCUACCUUUGUGCACUCACUGUGCAAUAAAUAUUUUCUGGGGGAGUGGCUUUGGAGGGAGGCGGUGUUGGAUUUUUUCAGUUGGAUACUCUCAAAAUGUAGCCAUCUCUUGCUAGUUCUCCAGUGUUACCUACCCCAGCUUUAAUUACUGUUACUAGGCCUGUCAGUUUUUCCAUUGUUGCAUGCUAUUUUGCCAACUUAGUGAUUGUCUGGCUAGAUUUGACAAUUUUCUAAAAUUCAUUUAAGUAUACAGAGUUUAUGAGCGUUUACAAGAGUGCGUUUUUCCAGUGUCUCUCUAUUCAUGAUAUUAAAGUUCCACUAUACAACUGCUUACAUAAAAUGUUUUUUCAGAUAUAGAUUUUUAAGUUUUAAAUUUAAAUGUGUGAUUUAAAUGAGUUGGAUUUAGAUGCAUUUUGAUUGCUGCUUGAAAAUUAAUUGAUAAAGCUAGUUAUAGUCAGUUAAGUUUAGGUUGAUUUCAUUCUUUUUACUUUCUUUUUGUAUAAUAUUGACAGUCAGAAUGUUGUGGAGGUAUGAACAGCAAUGUGUUCACUUCACUUACUGUUGUAUGUACGGAAGUGCGUUUGAAUGGUGAUCCUACUGCUUAGCUAAGGGAAAAAAGUUAAUGAACUACGUAGUCAGUGGCUAUGAAUCUUUGAAUUGAACUGAACAAAGUAAUUCAAAUGAGCAAAGCGAUUUGUGAUUUCCACCUCUAAUAUUACAUGACGGUUUGCAUUUUUUAUUUAAUUGAAAUGCCACCUGUGACCCUGCAAACUAAUGUAAUUAGUUAAUGAUGUACUCCUCAGCCUGGAAGUAACACUAAUACUAAUGUAUACUAGUGUAGGUAGCAAGCUUGUAAGCUGGUUGACAGUGGAAGCUUAGCUAUUGAAAACAGAAAAACACAACUGGUUUUGGAAAGGCUAACUCUUGUCGAGUACUUACUACUGCCCCAUUCACACGCUUCAGUGUGUGGAGAAUGCCAAGGCACAGACCUGUCGCACAUAGUUACAGUUAUGGUUACUGAAUUAUUAUCAAUAAUUGGCAUCCUCGCAGCUUACACUUUCAUUACAAUGACUACAAAUGAUUACUUAUUAGGUGAAAGUACAAUCAACUGUAAUGUUUUAGAAAUUAUUUUGCAAUGCAGUCAUGAAGUUGUUUUUCUUUUCUUUCUUUAUUAUCCUUCUAUGAACAUAUUUUCUUCUUUAGAAUAAAGAUGGAAUAAGGUA
This is a messenger RNA of Micropterus salmoides (largemouth bass), 3166 nucleotides long. RefSeq names its product E3 ubiquitin-protein ligase TRIM39-like. The transcript is spliced from 7 exons. The record is from RefSeq and is a predicted model, not a curated record. Gene Ontology annotation, molecular function: zinc ion binding; protein binding. Lineage: Eukaryota; Metazoa; Chordata; Actinopteri; Centrarchiformes; Centrarchidae. The coding region runs from base 176 to 1852 and encodes 558 amino acids.